Molecule: messenger RNA, 2118 nt
Organism: Labrus bergylta (ballan wrasse)
Lineage: Eukaryota; Metazoa; Chordata; Actinopteri; Labriformes; Labridae
Molecular function (GO): serine hydrolase activity
Source: RefSeq, a predicted model, not a curated record
GACAGUCAACUGAGGACGACCCACUCCUCCUCAGAAGAAGAAGGAGGAGACGCGGAAGCUGGAAAACAAACCACACUGGUCGAUGUGUUUACACCUAAUAUUUACAGUCUAUGGUUUCUCAACACUGGAACAACACCCACUUGUCAGAUGACUUGUCCUUCGUUUACUAACCUUUCUUCUUCUGGGCUCUGAAUGAGUUUAGAGCAUCACUGGGACAGACACUCCCAUCGAUCAGUCGACUGGAAAGACCAAACGCCACCAUGUUGGGGAGGCUCGGCCUGAGCAGAGGCAUUACAGCCCUGACACUCAGUAAGAAUGCCACUUUGUACAUGAAGGAGUUGACACCUCCAGUCUCAGGGUGUAAGAUCCAAACCUCUGAACAACAGAAACCUCUCAUGGUGAUGUUACCGUGGUUGGGAUCUCGACCCCAAGCUGUGGCCAAGUACUGUGAAAUCUACUUCAACACCGGCUUCGAUGUGCUUGUAGUGGAGAGUGAGGUGAAAGAUUUCCUUUGGCCUCGCUUGGGUCUGGACCACGGAAAGAGGUUGCUGGAUUUGCUCCACAGUGAACACUUUGUCUCCCGCCCUCUGCUCGUCCAUGCCUUCUCUAUAGGUGGAUACACGUUUACUCAGCUGCUGGUAAAUAUGUCCCGGGACUCAGAGAAAUAUCAGGCACUCUCAAAAAGGAUCAAGGGGCAAGUUUAUGACAGCUUGGUGGUGGGCUCUGUCGAGAGAAUGGCUACAGGUCUGGGCAAAACGUUGUUCCCUAGUUUGGAGAUGCUGGUAAAACGAGUAAGCUUGUUUUACUUCAGCUUGUUCAAACACCAAACCAUAGACUACUAUAAUGCCGGGAUUGAAGCGUUUUGGGCUACGCCCGUCACAGCACCUGCACUCUUCUUCUACUGCGAGAAUGAUGCAUUGAGCGACCCACAGGUCAUGGAGGAGUUGAUAGACCACCUGCGGAAGCGCGGCAUGGACAUUACAGCAAAGAAAUGGGCAGAUUCAACACACGCCGGCCACCUGAAGAGGCACAAAAACGAGUAUCUGACCACCCUCAACAUGUUUCUGAACUCACUCCACUUUGCCCCACUGAAGGCCAAAUUGUAAGGGCGAUUUCUUUGAAGCCAAAUCGCAUAGAAACUAAAGAUUAUUUUUGUUGUGUGUUUUUAUCUCUAAGCAAGCAUGUGUUGUAUUACUGUAGAAGCAAAUAUUAACUCUGGGAUAAUGUUUUACUUGAAUAUUACACUAAUUCACUUACUGAGCGUACUACCAGUCAGUGCCUGUCAAAAAAUACUUUUAAUACUAUACUACUAGUAUAUAAAAAUACUCUUGUACUCUUUGACAAAGAAAACACAGGUCUUCUUAGCAUUCUUAAAAGAAGUGCUCUGAGGUUCUCCACUCCACAGCCUCAUGGUGUGUAAUGAUUUUAUUUAAAACUUUAGGUUAUUACAGUUUACAAGGUCGAUACUCUUGGAAGUUUCAACAUGUGUCUUUUCAAAAGAAAGGGACGCUUGUCUCCGUGUUCCUUUGUCAGAUGACAAUGUAAUGUUUGUUUCAUGAUGUGCCUUCCUUCUAGUCUCAUUCUUGAAAUAUGCAACCUUCAUAAAGCUGCAAAUCAAAAUGUGAAAGUUUACAUUCCUUUAACAACCAUUGCAUAUUCUAAUUGUUAACUUUAUUUUAAAGAAUAUUUUGAGUAUACAGCCUGGAAAGGACCAUUGAGAACUCAUGAUUAUUAAGUAUAAUGUAAAUCCUAUACUACCUUUUUCUGAUGUGUUUGUUGUUCAGUGUAUUUAACAUGCCUAUAGAGAUUGUAUGUGCGACCUGAUGCCUUGAAUUUCACACAAGCUGUACUUUUCCAUUGAAGUAGUCUAGAAGGAAGAAAAUAAAUGUAAGCAAACAGAAAACUAGUCAGACCAGUUUUGACUCGACCCUUUUGAAUGACUCUUCAAACAACGUAGCAGAUUAACUCCCAUCUGUUUAACUACCACGCUUUAAAAAAACAAACUUAAACAAUAUAUACAUUUUUUUUGUAUUAUGCCUGUUACAUACAAUGUUUUGUUAAGAAAUCAUCCAGCAGUGUAUGUUGUUUGGAAAUAAAAUUGUAAGGAAUCUUCCUCUA